UAUAAUGAAUAUUUAAAAAACUAGGUAUUAUACUAUUUUCUAUUCGUAUUCUCGAUAACUUAAUGUAAAAAUGAUAUAAUUUAAAUAAAUUGAAGAAAAUUUUUUAUGUAAAAGUUCUGUUAACAACAAAUGGUUUAUUUGAUUUAAUAAAUAUGAAUAGAUUAUUUAGACUGAGAUCUCAAAUGACUGAUAAUUGCUCCAGAGUAGUUUUUUCCAAAAUUACUAAUUGUUUUUAUUGUGUCUGUAAUGUUAAAUUGCAUCUUCGUUUUCGUUCUACCAUUCCAGAGAAUAUACAAAUUAAAAAUAUGACAAAAUCUAAACAGUUGAAAAAAAACUUAAAAAAAUAUACUGAAGUUUUACAAGUUAGCAAUGGUAACACUAGUCAGUCAAAAGUGAAAAUAAAGCAUCUCAAACCAAAUCAAGUACAUAGAAUGGUUGCUUGUAAAAAAACAUUAGCAAUGUUUCCUAAAACAACUAAAAAUGUAUUGAAAUCUGAUAAAACAUUGUUAAAAACUAGUUCCUACAAAAAUAAAUCUCUUUUAAAAGAAGAAUUAUUAGAAGACAUUGAUGAACUUAGUGAAGAUCAAAGAAAACUACUUAAUGAUUCAGAAUUGUUACAAACUAUUACCCUUACUGAGAAUGAUAUAGACAAUAAAUUUGAGAAUUUAAAAGAUAAUAAUGAUGUUUCAAGUACAUGUGAUAUCAAUAAUUUUAGUCAUUCUAACAAAAAAAUUUCAAAAAAAGAACGUGAUCUGAGUAUAGCUAAAAACAAAGAAGAUUUAAAAGAAUUUUUAAAUAAAUUAAAUUUAAAAGGCCGUGAGAAAAGUCUCAAUCAAACUUUGCUUGCAUAUGUUGAUUUAUGUGUAUGCUGUGGGUUUUUGAAUCGAGGAGUUGCAGCUUUAAGUCAUUAUUGUAAUAAAAAUAUUUCAAAAAAAGUAUCAUUAAAAAUAACUGAUGCACGUAUUUUCAAUUGCUUAAUGCAUGGUUUUGCUGAUCAGGGAAACUAUGAAAGAGUAAGAGAUAUUUGGAAAUUAUUAGAUUUAUCUAAAACUGAGCCUAACAUCCAAAGUUAUGCAGCAUGCUUUCAAUGUUUAAUGAAUGAUAAAAAUUAUAAUGAAAAUAAAUUAAAAGAAUUAUCUCAAGUCUUUUUGUCUCAGGGGCACUCUUUUAACGACUUAUUUAAUAAGUGUAUCUUUGUUGGUAACCAAAGAGAAUUAGUUUUAAAAGCUAUUAGAAUACUUGAUCCUUCAUUUAAUCCUAAAAUUAGUAUUGAUAAAAUUGACUAUUCUUGUUCACUUUUAAACCAUAUGAAUAAUAAAGAAUCUUCUUUUAAAUGUCCAGCUAAAGGUCUUUUUAGCGAAAAAGAAUUGAUUCUACUUGGCCAUAAACAGUUGGAAAUGGAAAUGGCAUCUGUUGUAAGUGUAAAAUCUGUAGAAAAUAAUUCACCACCAUCUAAAAAAGUUAUUAAUUAUAGAAAAAAAUUAACUAGUUUACAAGAUAAAUGGAAAGAUACUAUAAGAAAUGCCAUAACUAGAGAGUUAGAAAGUAUUCGAGCUCAACACAACUGUCUGAAAACAUAUAGGAAUGUUAAUAUUUAUCCUUACUUGAGAGUUUUAAAUACGGAGCAAUAUGUUGACAUUAUAAUCCACGAAAUUCGUAAAUUAGCUGUUGGAUCAGAGACAUUUAGUCCGACUGUUAAUAUGCUCUAUCGUCAAUUAGCAAAUCAAGUUAGAUUAAGAUAUGAAAUUAAGUACAAGCAGAAUGCAAUGAUCUUAGAAAAAAUUAAAGUAGUUUAUGGUGAAUAUUGCUCAUGGUAUAUUAAUGGUAACACUAAAAAUAGCCAAAACACUAGACAGCAAUGGCAAAAGCUAGUGCACAAAUACAAAUUAGUGGGUUCUGAUAUUGAAUUAGAUGAUAAAACAUGGCCUUCUACAGUACUUAGUAGUGUUGGAAAAUUUUUGUACAAAAUUAUCAUCAAAGAUAUAAAAAUUGAUGUCAAUAUUAUGAAAGAUAAUAAUGGAGAAGAGCAUUUAUUACCAGCAUUUUAUACAGUGUUUCGAGGACAAGGACAACAAAUUAAGCAAGAAAUUAAACCUCAUCCUGUUCUAUCUAAAUUGUAUAAGUUGUCAGAACCUGAUGACUUAAUUUUUGAUGUUACAAUGAUUCCUAUGUUGAGUCCACCAAUUCCUUGGUCAUCAAUUUAUUCUGGAGGCUAUAUAGCAGCUAAAGCUGAUCUAAUUAGGUUACCCCAACAAGCAAUUUUACAGUGGCAUAGAUUAGAACAAACUCCUAAACAACAAUUAUAUCCAGCAUUAGAUGCUCUCAAUCAAUUAGCCUCUAUACCAUGGACCAUUAAUAAACCAGUUCUAGAUGUUGUUAUCCAAGUAUUUCGCUCUGGAGGUUCAACAAAAUUAAAUAUACCAAUGCCCUCAUCUGCUUGUUUGUCUCCACAAACAAUCUUGCCUUCAAUGAGUAAAGAAGAAAGAUCUUUGAUCCAUAGAGAACGUAACAUUCUUAAAAGGCAGAAAGCUGAAAUGUACAGUUUAUGGUGUGAUGCAUUGUAUCGACUAUCAUUAGCAAAUCAUUUUAGUGAUAAAGUAUUUUGGUUACCUCACAAUAUGGAUUUUCGUGGUCGAGUUUAUCCAUGUCCACCUCAUUUAAAUCAUCUUGGCUCUGAUAUGGCUAGAUCAUUAUUGUGUUUUGCUAAAGGUGAACCUUUAGGACAAAAUGGACUUGACUGGCUUAAAAUACAUUGUGUAAAUUUAACUGGUUUAAAAAAACGAAAUUCGAUAAAAGAACGUCUUGAGUAUGCUGAAGAAAUACUUCCCUCUAUUAUAGAUUCUGCCAAAAAUCCUUUAGGGGAUAACAAAUGGUGGACUGAAUCAGAAAAUCCUUGGCAAACACUAGCAUGCUGUAUAGAAAUAUAUCAUGCAUUACAAUCAAAUGACCCUAAAAAAUUUGUUUCACAUUUUCCUGUGCACCAGGAUGGUUCAUGCAAUGGUUUACAACAUUAUGCAGCUCUUGGUAAAGACUUUACUGGAGCUGUAAGUGUAAAUUUAACACCUGCGAAAAUUCCCCAAGAUGUUUAUAGCUGUGUUGCAGCAAUAGUUGAACGUGAACGAUCUAAUGAUGCUAAAAAUGGACAUAUAAUAGCCAAAUAUUUAGAUGGAUUUGUUAGACGAAAAGUUAUCAAACAAACUGUGAUGACAACUGUUUAUGGUGUUACAAGAUUUGGAGCUCGCUUGCAAAUUGCUAAACAGCUUAAAGAUAUAGAAUCAUUUCCAAAAGAUAAAAUUUGGUCAGCAUCUACCUAUUUGGUAGCAAAAACAUUUGAAAGUCUUAGGGAAAUGUUCACAUCUACUAAAGAAAUACAAGACUGGUUUACAGAAUGUGCUCGAAUAAUAUCACAGUCAUGUGGUAAAAGUGUUGAAUGGGUUACUCCAUUAGGAUUGCCUGUAGUCCAGCCAUAUAAUCGUAAAGCCAAACAUUAUGAUUACACUAAAACUUCUGGUUUUAAAAUGAGUGAACAUUUUGUUUUAGAUAUGUAUGAUCGACCAAAUGUAAUGAAACAAAAAAAUGCUUUUCCUCCAAAUUUUAUUCAUUCUUUGGAUUCAAGUCAUAUGAUGCUGACAUCUCUGCAUUGUGAAAGAGCUGGCAUCACUUUUGUAUCAGUACAUGACUGUUUUUGGACUCAUCCCAAUACUGUUGACAUUAUGGGAAAAAUUUGCAGGGAACAAUUUGUAGCUCUGCAUAAUGAACCUAUUUUGGAAAAUUUAUCCCAAUUUAUGAUAGAAAAGUAUGAACUUCCUCAUAUUCAUGAACCUAAUGAUACACAAGAACUGCUAUAUACUUUUAAACGGUUACCAAAAAAAGGAAAUUUCAAUCUUAACAGUGUAUUAGAUUCAACUUAUUUUUUUAGUUAAAAAGUUUUUGUUGUUGUAUUGUUAUUUUUUUCUAGUCUGUUUUAAAAAUAUAUUUAAACCUAUGAUUCAUCAUUUUUAUUUAAA
Molecule: messenger RNA, 4007 nt
Organism: Daktulosphaira vitifoliae (grape phylloxera)
Lineage: Eukaryota; Metazoa; Arthropoda; Insecta; Hemiptera; Phylloxeridae
Gene: mtRNApol
Product: DNA-directed RNA polymerase, mitochondrial
Exons: 23
Coding region: 153-3923 (1256 amino acids)
Biological process (GO): mitochondrial transcription
Cellular component (GO): mitochondrial DNA-directed RNA polymerase complex
Molecular function (GO): mitochondrial promoter sequence-specific DNA binding; protein binding; DNA-directed RNA polymerase activity
Source: RefSeq, a predicted model, not a curated record